Molecule: messenger RNA, 972 nt
Organism: Ostreococcus tauri
Lineage: Eukaryota; Viridiplantae; Chlorophyta; Mamiellophyceae; Mamiellales; Bathycoccaceae
Product: DnaJ domain
Exons: 1
Coding region: 1-972 (323 amino acids)
Source: RefSeq, a predicted model, not a curated record
AUGCGAUCGGCGCUCGCCGGGGAUUUUUCUCUCCACCGCCGCGCCCUCGGCCGCGGGCGUGGACGUCGUGACGACGCAUCGCGCGCGAUUCAUCGACGGCGCCGAGGCGUGGGUGGCAUAAAAAAUGAAAUUCGAACGCGCGACGCGGUCGAGCGCGCGGCGGCGCUGCUCGGCGUGAGCGAACGCGACGCGAAGGACGCGCGAACGCUGAAGCGGGCGUUUCGAGCGGCGGCGCUGAAGACGCACCCGGACAUCGCGGGAACGCGGAGCGCGGAGGCGUUCAAGGCGACGCAGGCGGCGUAUCGCACGCUGCGGGCGGCGGCGCUGGAGACGGAGGGAGAGAUCGGUGCGGCGAGCGCGUUGGAGGAAGAUGACGUCGCGUGGGUGGAACACGAUUGGAAGUGGCGGUCGAGGAUGCACGGGGGAGAUGCGGAGACGAGUCGAAAGAAGACGGAUGAGGAGAGACGAGCCGAGGCGUUCGCGCGGUUGGAAUUCGUAAAGGCGAGCGCCGAAGGUAGGGUGAGAGAGGGUGAGGGUGGGCCGAAGAAGCGAAAUAAGCGAGUGAUUAAACCAAUUUCUCAGCAACGCGUGCCCACGAAGGAGGAGAUCGCGGCGAUGGAAUCGGGGGCGACGGCGGUGCCGAUCGGGAAGGGUCAAGCGUCGAGGAGCAGCACGAGCGGCGCCCACGACGCGCUGAGCUCACAGUUGGAUGGGCUACAUCGCGUCAGUCGCAUGAGGAGACGAGAGUCGGUGGGGGUGACGGAUGAAGCGGAAAAGUACGCCACGCAUUACUCCACCAUCAAGGCUAUCGAGGACAGCGAAGAGGAGCGGUUCCUGCGCCUGGCCAAGCUCGCCCAGGAGUGGCGAUCCAAGCAAGCGAAGUGGAGGGAGACCGGGAGCACGCAGAAAAUGUCACCGCGAGAGCUUUUACAGGCUGCGGUGCACGGGGCGUCGCUCGGGGCGUGUGCUUAG